AUGCGGGGACCUGAGGCAUCGGGGCCUGGGGCUCUGAUGGGCGCUCCGUCAACCCUCACCACCUCCGUCCGAUCGACUAUCUCCUCCAUCCAUCCCACAGCCGAUCCCGAAGUGGUCGCGUCCAAUAUUCAAAAUGUCCUGCUGUCCGUGUCCUCGAAUUCGAAUGGCGGUCCCGUCGCCGUCACUGGCACCCCAUCCGGGUCAACCGGGAAGGGUAUCUUGAUCGGCGUCCUAUCCGCCUUUGGAUCCGCCCUCGUUGCGGUAUUGGUGCUGGCCAUCUUCUUCUUCUUCAAGUACACGCAGCGCGGCCGCAUCUUCCUCGACAGUAUCGGCCGCCCCGGUGAAUAUGAUGAUGAACAGGCGUUUGCGCGCGAGGAGGAGGAGGCUCUGGAAGCCAUGGACGAUCUGUCGCGGUCGGAAUAUUUGAGGGCGAAAGCCUUUACCGAAGCCUAUCCCCCCGAGUCCGUGCAGACCGACAUUUCGCUUUCGCAGUUCCUUGCGAUUCAAGAAAAAGGUGUAUCCGCCUGGGAAUUCCAACCGGAGUUGGAGAUCGCCAAUUGUUUCGUCGAAGCCCGCACCGAAGUCGAGUUCUUCGACUCGGAGUGUAGCGUCCAGACCAACCUUCCGGUUCCGAAGCAGAAUGAUGUCUACUACUGGGAGGCGAAGAUCUUUGAUAAGCCGGACAGCACCCUUAUCAGUAUCGGCAUGACCACCAAACCGUAUCCUUUGUUUAGAUUACCAGGCUUCCACAAAUCCUCCGUGGCAUAUCAGUCAACGGGACACCGACGCUAUAACCAGCCCUUCACCCCAACCCCGUAUGGCCCUCAGCUACUCCAAGGCGAUGUAGUUGGCGUGGGAUACCGGCCCCGUUCGGGAACCAUCUUCUUCACUCGCAACGGGAAGAAGCUGGAAGAGGUGGUUCAUGGUCAGAAAGCGCAGAACUACUUCCCUACGAUUGGGGCGAAUGGGCCCUGUGCGGUCCAUGUGAACUUCGGCCAGAUGGGAUUUGUGUUCAUCGAAGGGAACGUGAAAAAGUGGGGCCUUGCUCCGAUGACAGGAAGCCUGGCUCCUCCGCCACCGUACGGCAGUGAGCAGGGCAGCAUCCUGCUUGAGUCUGGUCGAGAAAGCGCCGCGCAAAUCUCCCAGCGAGUAUAUCAGAACGCCAACUACGCGCGCACCAACUCGACCGUCCGGAUACCCCCCUCGCACAGUCCCGGUCCCGUGCGUUCUCCCACCGACAUCUCCCUUACUCAACUGGCCCAUGUCCCCUCCAAUGAGGAUGUUGGCGAAGGCUCGAGUCGUACUGGCGAAGACGAAGACCACCAGCACCCACCACUGGACCCAGACGAUAUCGACCAAAUCCCACCACCCGAGUAUUCAAGCCCCGACGGCAGUCUGCGGGGCAGCCAUGACGAGGAGCACCCGCCAAUACCCAGCUAUGAUGCGGCGGUUGGCAAUCACCACGACCAUACCCGGUAG
Aspergillus campestris IBT 28561 is the source of this 1479-nucleotide messenger RNA. RefSeq names its product SSH4 family protein. Gene Ontology annotation, molecular function: protein binding. The transcript is spliced from 3 exons. The record is from RefSeq and is a predicted model, not a curated record. NCBI's taxonomy places the organism in Eukaryota, Fungi, Ascomycota, Eurotiomycetes, Eurotiales, Aspergillaceae. Bases 1 to 1479 code for a protein of 492 amino acids.